GCCCAGUGAGAAGGCCGGUUCCAAUUCGACAUGGCGCGGAAAGCGUAACUUUAGCGCGAGGAUCAGAUUAUCACUUUUUUUAUAACAAGAAACUACAAGGAACUGAAAGUGUAUCGAAUAUUUCUACAAUGUUGCACAUUCGAAACUAUUGCUACAAACACUUGGGAGACCGCUACAACGUUUGAUUGUUACCAUUGGCAACAUAGUAAAACCUACACUUCCUGCCUAAAUUUGAGGCUGCAGGAUUGGCUGCGGAAUUGAGCCUAGUGGUAAAAAACGGUUAAACACUGUAUUUAGUGCAACGUUUCAUAGUUACAUUUCUUUGACAAGAUACAUCAAUUUGUAUCAAUUUGUUUUACUAAUGUUUUACUAGUACUACAACUGCGUAGUCUAUGUUCCUUUUUUUGUUUUGUUAUUUCACCAAAUGAGGGAAGGCAUAUUUCUCGUAUAGCCUAUAUCUAAUGGAUGCAAUAGCGCGAGACAAGAACUUCUAAUAGAGCCGACAUUGAAACAUUGAAUGGAAGGACGACUGGGUAGCAGAACUGCUCAUCCCCCUAUCUGAAACCUGAGAUUCGAGUGGACCCCUCUGCUGCUUGAGAGAGAGAGAGAGAGAGAGAGAGAGAGACAGAGAGAGAGAGAGAGAGAGAGUGUGAAAGAAAGAAAGAAAGACAGAGACUAAGCGAGACAGAGAGAGAGAUAAGACAACGAGAGAGAGAGAGAGAGAAAGGGAGAGAGACAGAGACACAAAGAGACAUACAUAGAGACAGAACGAGAGAUAAGACAGAGAGAGAGAGACAAAGAGACACAGAGAGACAGAGAGAUACAGUCAGAGAGAGAGAGAGAGAGACACAGAGAGAGGGAGAGAGAGAGACAGAGAGAGAGGGAGAGAGACAAAGACACAGUCAGAGAGAGAGAGACAGAGAGAGAGAGAGACAAAGAGACACAGAGAGACAGUGAGAUACACAGUCAGAGAGAGAGAGAGACAGAGAGAGAGAGAGACAGAGAGAGAGAGAGAGAGAGAGACAGAGAGAGAGACGGAGAGAGAGACAGAGAGAGAAAUGAAAUUCCACAGUGUGCCAUCACAGCAGCAAGAUUUGUGACCUGUUGCCACGAGAAAAGAGCAACCAGUGAAGAACACGCACCAUUUGUAUUACCUACUGUGAUCCAGUCCAGUAGCAGAGAAACGACAUGGCCUCACCAUGGAAGUCCGGAAGAAACCCCAAGGACAUUGCCAACGUGAUGCAAAAACUGCAAGAUGAGCAAGAAGCAGUACAGAAGAGGACUUUUACUAAAUGGAUCAAUUCCCACUUGACAAAGCGUAAACCACCUCUAGAGGUCACCGACCUUUUCGAGGACAUCAAAGAUGGGGUGAAACUGUUAGCUCUAUUGGAGGUGCUGUCUGGACAGAGACUGCCGUGUGAGCAGGGCCGCCAGUUGAAGAGGAUCCACUGGGUGUCCAACAUCGGCACCGCCCUCAGGUUCCUAGAAGGCAGGAAGUCUGUGUACCGAGGAUCCCCGAUCAAGCUAGUCAACAUCCAUGCCACUGACAUAGCAGACGGUCGACCAUCCAUUGUCCUGGGGUUGAUUUGGACUGUCAUCCUCUACUUCCAGAUCGAGGAGUUGACCAGUAACCUGCUAGCCCUGGAGGCCCUGUCCAGCAGUACCUCCUCAGUGGACAGCAUGGCCAGUAGCUCAGAGACAGGCAGUCCCGCCUUAAAGAGGGAGGUGGCACCCAAGAAGUUCCAGGGCAAUGCCAAGAAGGCCCUCCUCAGAUGGGUACAGAGCACUGCUGCCAAUGGUCAGGGCAUCGAGGUAAAGGACUUUGGUGCCAGUUGGCGUAGCGGUGUGGCGUUCCACUCUGUGGUCCAUGCCAUCCGCCCAGACCUGGUGGACAUGGAGGUGGUGAGGAGGAGGAGCAACCGGGAGAAUCUGGAGGAAGCCUUCUCAUUGGCCGAGAACGAGCUGGGCAUACCACGCCUACUGGACCCAGAAGACGUGGAUGUAGAUAAACCAGAUGAGAAGUCCAUCAUGACAUAUGUUGCUCAGUUCCUCAAGCACUAUCCCAACCCCCACCACUCUGAGACAGAUGGACAGGGAGAAGAGUAUGUUUCUCAAGAUAUAGAGCAAGUGCUCCAGAGAGAAGAACGGAAGGUUCUGAGGGAGCUGAAGGUGUGGCUGGAACAGUUGGAGAGAGACGUGCUGCAAGUGCAGGGGUCAGAGGGCAACAUCACCGACAAGUACCAGGGCUUCAAGAGUUUCCGUGUGCAGUAUGAGAUAAAGAUGAAGCAGACAGAGCCGCUGCUGCAGCCGGUACACAAAGAUGGAAAGUUGUCUGUAGACCAGGCCCUGGUCAAGCAGGCGUGGGAACACAUCUCUAGCACGCUCCUGGACUGGCACAUCCAUCUGGAUAAGUCGUUGCCUGGCCCCCUGGGGGUGAUCGGAGCCUUGCUGCAUCGAGCUGAGAUCGCCCAGAGAGAGGAGAUUCCCAUCCAACAAGCCCAUGAAGAGACAGCCAAUGUGAUCCAGAGGAAGCUGGAACAGCACAAGGAGAUCCUGAAGAACUUGGAGUCCCACAAACAGACGUUCCAGCAGAUCCACCGAGAAAAAUCAGUAAACGGGGUCCCUGUCCCCCCUGAACAUCUCCAAGACAUGGCUGAAAGAUUCAAUUACGUGUCCACAUCAUCUUAUGCCCACCUGAUCAAACUGGAAUUCUGGGAGAUCAAGUACCGUCUGAUGGCGUUUCUCAUCCUGGCUGAGUCUAAGCUCAAGUCCUGGAUCAUCAAAUAUGGCCGCCGUGACUCUGUGGAACUACUGCUAAAGAGCUACAUUACCUUCAUCGAGGGACACAUGUUCUUCGAACAGUAUGAGACAACAUUUAAGGCACUCAGGCAAUCUGCAGAUGUCUACGUCAAGUCUGAUGGUUCAUCUGAGGAAGCGGAGGGUGUGGGUAAGUUCCUGUCGGAUGCGUCGGCCCAGUGGAGGAACCUGUCGGUGGAGGUGCGUAGCGUCCGUAGCAUGCUGGAGGAGGUCAUCUCUAACUGGGAGAAGUACAGCAGUACGGUGGCCGGACUGCAGGCCUGGCUGGAGGACGCAGAGCAGAUGCUCAACCAGUCAGAGAAUGACAAACGGGACUUCUUCCGGAACCUUCCUCACUGGAUCCAGCAGCACCUGGACAUGAACGAUGCAGGGAACUUCCUGAUUGAGACGUGCGAUGAGACCGUCUCCAGAGACCUGAAGCAGCAGCUGCUCAUUCUCAACGGGAGGUGGAGGGAGCUGUUUGUUAAAGUCAAACAUUAUGCUCGAGUGGACGAGGUGGACAAGUGGAAGCAGGACUAUCAGGACUGUAUCGCUACUCUCAAAACUUUUAUGGAUGCAACCAAUGACAAGAUGACUGCCCCUGUCCAAGUGUCCUUCCUGAACGUCAGGACAUUCGUUCAAGAUGUUGAGGACAUCAAGAACAAGGUUCCGGCCAUGGAGGCAGCCUGUAAGACAGCCAGCCGCACCGCCCAGCUGCUGAUCAAAGACACGCCCGCGGAGGAGGUCUCUACCAUGCUGGCUGCCAUGGCUUCUAUCAAGGAGGAGAUGAGCAAGAUAAAGGAGCGGUCUCUGCCGCUGCUACGGGAUGCCCAGUCCCUACUGCCUGCUCUGGAGGAGAUGGAGAAGAACAUCACAGGGUUCUACCAGGCCCUGGAGAAGGCCAGCCGCAUCACUUGCUCCAGGGACUCGGAGGCCCACGGGGACUUCAAACAGAAAUGCCAGGAGCUGGUGACCUUCACCCAGAGCUGUAAGAAGUGUCUGACUGUGAUAGAGAAUAACCAUCAGAGUGUCCAGAGAACCCUGGACAGCAGUAAGACCCUACAGCACCUGGACAUGGCUCUGCUGCAGAAGAGAGUCGCCGACCUCCAGGCCUCCUCACAGGCAAUGAUCAACGAGUCUACUGAGUGGAAGAAUCACGUGGAGGUCAACAGCAGCUUAAUGAAGAGGUUUGACGAGUCCCGUGGCGAGCUGGAGAAGGUGCUGAAAGUCGCUCAGGCUUUUCUAAAUGAGAGAGGCAACCCAGAAGAUCUGCUAAAAAAACACACGGAGUUCUUUGGGCAGCUAGACCAGCAGGUCCUCGAUGCGUUCCUGAAGACCUGUGAUGAACUGACAGACACAGUGCCUAGGGAGGAGCAGCAGAGUCUGCAGGAGACAGUCAGGAAACUGCACAAACACUGGAAGGAUGUCCAGACAGAGGCUCCCUACCACCUGCUUCAUCUGAAGGUAGAGGUGGAACGGAGCAAGCUAAUGGUCUCCAUGCAGGAGUGUCAGUCAGAGCUGACCAGAGAGAACAGACACCUGGUUGGCAUGGGGAGUGAGAGGCUGAUCAAGGAACACAGGGACUUCUUCAGGGAGAAGGGUCCUCAGUCUCUGUGUGAGAAGAAACUACAACUGAUAGAGGAACUGUGUCAGAAGCUUCCAGACAGCAACCCAGCCCACCAGACCCUGGACAGCUCUAAGAAGGCCUUCUCUGAGCUCUGGGAGGAGAUAGACAGCACCCAUCACAAUCUGAUGCAGCACCCUGAUAAGUGGGAGGAGUUUAACACCCGGUUCUCCGAGUUGUCAGCCUGGCUUUCGUCUAAAGAGAGCCAACUCAGACUGCUCAGGAACAGAGCCAACGACCCCAGCAAGCACGGACAGGUCAAGGCCACCAUCACAGAGCUGAGGAACGAUGCAGAGCUGCAGGAGGGGAACCUGGGCUGGCUGAAGUCCCGGCUGGCUGUGCUGAUAGAGAUCUGCUCCGAGACAGAUGCACAGAGUCAGGCUGGGGCAAUCAAUAAACUUUCCACCAACUUCAAGGGCCUCCUCUCCUAUCUCACUGAGUCUGAGAAGGUGGUGCUGGCGGUGGGGGACUGUGUGCAGUUCAGGGAGGAGGUGCGUGGUGCACUGGAUGAGCUGGUGCAGGAUCAGCAGGAGGUACACCUGGAGGUGGCCAGGAUACUGGACUCUGAGACCGUCAGGGAGGCCCAGCAAUUGCUCCAGGUUCACCAGCAACAGCUGAAGCGUCUGCGUAUGAAGAGGAAGGAUGUGCAGCAGCAGAUUGCUAGGGGCCGUCAGCUACAGGCUGAGGAGGGGCUGGGAGAGACCUUACAGCUGGACCUGCAGAGUCUGGAGACAACACUCAGCAAUAUGGACCACACCAUGGACUCACAGGAGCAGGAGUUAGAGGUGACUCUGUCUUCGUGGCAGGAGUUUGACAGCCAGCAGAGGACAGUGCAGGAGUUUGUUACCAGGGCGCUCUCUGUCAUGGACAGAGACCUGAACUUUAGCAGCCCAGAGAGCCUGGCUACUGAACUGGACCAGGCCAGGGUGCUUUUAAAGCAGAGUGAAGCAGAAGCCUGCAUGGUGAACACCCUGUUGAGGAAAGCAGCAGAGAUCCAGCUCGGCCCAAAGAACACCACCUUGCUACUGGAGCAAGCCCGCUCCCUCAGCGAACAGCUGGACAUAGUGGAGGCUGGCCUCAAGAAAGACACCAAGGCUCUUGAUGGGAUGAAGAAUCAGUGGACUCGGUUUGGGACAGAGUUUGAGGCCUUCUCCUCGUGGAUCUCUGAGAAAGAGAAAGAAAUGGACGCUCUAAAGAGUUCUGCUGCUCCACUUGGACAACAGAUCAACACAGUAAAGGCCGUGGGUGUGGAGCUGGGGGACAAGGCAGAGGUGUUAUCCCAGCUAGAGGCCCACUCCCAGGCCCUGGCCCAGUUCAUCUCCUCUGGGGAGGCAGCCCGUAUCAAGGCUCGGCUCACCCAGAUCGGCAGAUACUGGGAGGAGCUCAGGGAGAGUGUGGAGCAGCUCGAAGGACUGCUGCAGGAGAGCUCCUCCACACAGCACCGCUUCAACACCAGCCUGGAAGAGGCCAAAACAACACUUGGUGAUCUCCAUAAGAAACUGGACCAUCCUGUCACUUCCUGUACCUCCUCGUCAGAGACCUACAAAUGUCUCCAGAACCACAUGGAUGUGUCCCAGAGCUUGGAGAGCCUGAAGGUAGCCUUGUUGCCCCUGUCUGCUGGGGCACGUAGACUCAGUGACAGGGAGCAAGCUGAGAGGGCCGUGGCAGCUCUACAGACCAGCUAUGACCAGAGUCUAGGGCAGGCCAAAGAAAAACAGAACACACUGGAGAAAGUGCUGUCCCUAUGGCAAAAGUAUGAGAAGGAUCGUUCUAGCUUUGUAUCCUGCUUGGAGAGAUGUGAGUCUACAUCCAAACAUGAGAGCCAUUGCCUGCCUGCAGAUAAAACCAAGCUGGAGAGUGAGCUGCAGGACCUGCAGAACUUACAGUCUGAGGUGGUGUUGCUGGAGCCCCUCCAUGAUGACCUGGUGGCCUCAGGGACAUCCCUGUACCCCACCGCCCCAGAUGAGAAGGCAAGGCAGCUCAGUGAUGACCUGGAGCAGCUGAAAAAGAGAUGGAACUCCCAGAAUGAACUCAUCCCUCACAGAAUCAAGGAGCUCCAGAGCCAGCUGUUCCAGGUGGAGCAGUUUGACCAGUCCUUGUUGAAGUUCUCUCAGUGGUCUGAGAACCUCCUCUCCACCCUCCACUCAACCUCCCUGGUCAACAUCACUGACCUGCAGCCUGCUGUGGCCCAAGUCAAGGAAACCCUAGCGGCUCUACAGAAGCAGAGUGGUGUGAGGGAGAGCUUGGAGCUCCAGACAGAGGGGCUGUGUGCCUCGUGUGAACCCCAGGAUGCUCAGCUCCUCCAGGGGAGACAGGACAACAGCCUACAGCCCUACCUGGAGGUCCAGCAGCUGGCUGAGCUCCGGCUGGACUGCCUGGGGAAGCUGGAGGCCUUCUUGGAGACCCACGGUGCGGCUGUGGGGGUACUACGAGGCUUGAGGCAUACGGUGGAGAGUUCAGGGAGCUGGGACCAUGGUCGGGUGGAGGAACUACAGAGAGAACUGGAGGCCAUCGUCCCAGACAUUAGCAGUCUGGAGACCCUGGCAGCCGGCCUGGACAGCAGCCUCUGUAAAGGCCACCUCCACAUGGUGAGAGGUGUGGAUGGGUCUGGGUCCCGGACGUCGUGCCGGGUGCUUGCUGAUGGUCUCAGCGGCGAGCUGGACACAGUGAGGAAUCUGCUUGGGACCAAGCAGAGUGAGGCAGAGGCCCUGGGAGCGCUAUGGAGCUCCUUCAGACAGAGGAAGGAACAGCUGUUGAAAAGCGUGGAAGACAUCAAGGAGAAGGCGGACCACCAGAGCCUGCGAGAACCCAGCCCACUCGCCCUGCAGCAGCGGCUGCGGUUCUUUAACCAGCUGGAGGAUGAGCUCCAGUCUCAAGAACACGAGGAGCAGUGGCUCAGGGACAAGGGUCAGCAACUAGCCCAGAGAGAUGCAGAGCUGGCCGGGGAGGUUCUCAGGGAGAUCAGCCUCUUGGAAACCACAUGGGUGGAUACCAAGAGACUCAUAUCUGACAGGCAGGAGCAGUGCAGUGUUCUGGUGGAGCUGAUGAGAGAAUACCAUAACCUGAGGACAUCCAUAGCCGCCACCAUGGAGAACACUGAGGCUGACAUCGGCUCGGCUCUGAAAGACCACGAGGAGACCAAAAAAUCGCUGGCUAAGCAUGAAGCAGUGAAGGCAGAGAUGUUGGCCAAGCAGAGUGAGCUGGACCAGUUCUCCAGUAAAGGAAAACUUCUGCUGUGUGAUCUGAAGAAGAUCCCAGACUGUGAGGCUCAGCUGAUGACGACAGACAUGCAGACUCUAGUAGACCAGUGGCUCGAGGUGUCUGAGAGGGUUGAAAACAACAUUGAGCAUCUGAGCCAGAGCCUGGCGUUGUCGGAUGACGUGCAGCAGAUCAGUGAGGAGAUCGAGGGCUGGACCAACAGCUCAAUGAUGGAACUCAGUGAAAGCCUGAAUAACCUCAUUGGCAGCCAGAGAAUGGAGACCAGACUCUCUGCGUUACAGUUGGAGAUGGGGAAGAAAGAGCACCAGCUUGUGACCCUGCAAGGGAAAGUGUCAGAACUGAAGCAACUCAACUGUAGCCAGGACACUCCCGCCAAACUACAGGUGCUGGAGGCAGACCUGAGGAAAAAGCUGAGCCAGGUGCAGAAGCUAUGUGAGCAGGCCAGGGGAAACCUCAGGGACUUCAGCUCCCAGAGGAAGCAGUUAGAGGACUACAUUACCAAAAUGUCUGAUUGGCUGAAGAGCAUAGAGCAGUCCCUGACGAGCUCACCGAUUGGCUCUGACCUAGAGGACAUCUGCAAAGUCAAGGACCUCCAGAAGGACCUUCAGAACCAGCAAGGCAGCAUAGAUUCCACCAGGGAGAGCCUAAACACUCUGUGUCGGAAGUACCCUUCUGAGGAGCUGGCUGGGCUGGGUAGUGCACUCACUGACCUUAUCAAGGGCUAUGAGUCUGUCAACCAGCUUUCCUCCAGGACCCUAGCCUCACUGCAACACGGCCUGCAAAAACACUUCAACGAGCUGGUUCAGGAGUUCCAUAGCUGGCUGUCUGGGCAGAGGGAGGUGGUGAAGGAGUGCUCUGACCAAUCAGGAGACACUAGCAUCGUGGAGCGUAAACUCCAGAAGCUAAAGGGGGCGCUGGAGCGUGUGGAGGACGGGGAGGUACGUCUGACUCAGGUGUGUGAGGAAGGGGAGAAGCUCCUGCUCCACCUCCCUAAGGCCAGUGCUGGCCAGGUGCAACAGCACCUCUCCUCCAUCCAGCAGGACUGGGACCGCUAUGUUGAGCAGUGUAGACUCAACCAGCAGGCCCUGGAGGACAGCACUGCACAACUCAAUGGGUUUGAGGGGCAUCUGAAGAGGCUGAGGCAGUGGCUGGAACACAUGGAGCUGAGGGUGACCUCAGAGCUGCCUGAGGAGAAACACAGGGGUCUUGAGAAGGCAACACUGGAGGGGGUGGAGGAAUACCACCAGGAAGUGCUCAAAGAGAGGGACUCUUUCGAGCGACUGUGUCAGGAGUCACAGGUCUUGAAUGAAGGUGGACGGGGCGACGGUGGCGAGACGCGUGCGGCUGCAGGGCUGCAGUCUCAGCACCAGGCUCUGCUGCGGAGGGUGAGGGAGAGGCUGAGGUGCUGCCAGGUAAACCUACAGGAACAGGAAGCAUUUAAGGAGACCCUGCAGAGCACCUGGUCCUGGCUAAACGGGAUGAAGGAACGACUGGGGACCCUCAAUAGUACCCUGGGGAACAAGGUGACGCUGGAGAAGAGACUGGGACUGGUACAGGACAUCCUGUUGAUGAAAGGCGAGGGUGAGGUGAAGCUGAACAUGGCGGUAGGGAAGGGUGAGCAGGUUCUGAAGCACCACAGUGUGGAGGGACAGGAGGCCAUCUGCUCCCAGUUACAGAACCUGAAGGACGCCUGGGCCAGCAUGCUCAUGACCUCCAUGAGUUGUCACAGUCGUCUGGAAUGGACGGUAGCCCAGUGGAGUAACUACCAGGAUAGUAAGGGGCAGCUGCAGCAGUGGAUGGAGUCUGUGGAGCAGGAGGUGGGUCUGGCCCUGGACCAGCAGCCAGGCCUGAAGGAGAAGGCCUAUCUCCUGGAGCGUCUCAGAGCCCUCCAGGCUGACGUGGAGGCCCACGCAGCACCACUGGCCAGGCUGACAGAGACGGCUGCAGAGCUGCAUGAGAAGACAGGUGACCAGGCCUUUGGACCAGAGCAGAGAAUGGAACUCAAUGCACACUUCGCUGACAUUACCGCUGUCGUCAAGGGUAAGGUUCAGGCCAUGGAGAACAGAGUGACAGAGCAUGAGCACUACCUGGAAGCUGUGAGGGACUUCAAUGAUUGGCUGGCCUCUGCCAAGGAGGAGCUCCAGCGCUGGUCUGACCUGUCAGGAGACUCCACCUCUGUAAACUUGAAACUUGCCAAAGUCCAGGAGCUGAUAGACUCCAGGCAGCGUGGCCGAGAGCGUCUGAGCCGGGUGCAGCGUUGUGGGGCUGCAACGAGGGACCACACUGGCUCCGCGGGCUUCGAGGCAGUGGAGAGGGAGGAGGCAGCCCUGCUGUCUGCCUGGGAGCAGUGGGAGCGCGGGGCACUGCAGAACAGGGCAGGCCUGGAGACUGCUCUCUCCCAACUCGCCAGCUCCGAACAGGAGUUUAACUGCUUGGCUGAUCAGCUGGAGGUGGACCUGCAGGAGUUUAGCAGUCAGCUACAGGAGUGGAGACACAGGCUCUCUCAUGCAGAGGGGAAAAACAGUAGGGAGGAGGCUGUGCAGGGCUGGCAGAUUGCAAAGGACACUCUGGAAGGUCUAGUCAAAAUGGAGCCCAUGUCAGACAGUCUGAAGUUCCAGCUCAAUGGUCUGUGUCGGUUCUCCAAGGACCUGGGUACUCAGUCAGAGAGAGUGUCUUCCCUUAUCAAGGAGUACAACAGGCUGAGCCUGCAGGCCUCCAGAGAAUGCCAAAACAAAGAGAAGCUUCUGGAGCAGCAGUUCCGUGCCGCUUUCCGAGAGUUCCAGCAGUGGCUGGUCAAUGCCAAAAUCAACACAGCCAAGUGCUUUGAUGUGCCUCAGAACCUCAGCGAGGCCUCCUCCAGCCUGCAGAAGAUACAGGAGUUCCUGAGUGACAGGGAGCAGGGCCACUCCAAACUAAAUGCUGUGGUGCUUAGUGGUGAGCUGGUGGUCAGUAUCACUGCCAAGGAAAGAGUAGAUGCUGUCCGGGCCAAAAUGAGCAGUGCCAGAGAAGACUGGAAGACUCUGAUGUCCAACUUGCACCAGAGGGAGACUGCCCUACAGAACCUCCAGUCUCAGAUGAAGGACUUUGAGGCGAGUGUGGAGCCUCUUCAGGAGUGGCUGAACGGGACAGAGGUUGCUGUACAGGAGAGCAGCACACGACUCCAUGACCUCACUGCCAAAAAGCAGGAGUUGCACAAGCUGCAGUCUGUGCUCGAGGAGUUAGCCUCUCAAGAGGUUCAGCUGAUAAGGCUCAGAGAGAAGGCCCUGCUACUGUGGGAUGGACAUGCGGCCAGAAAGAGCUUUGUCCACCGUGUCUCGCAGCUCUCCGCUCAGUACUUAGCUCUAACCAACCUGACCAAGGAGAAGGCUUCCCGUAUCGACCGUAUCGUCACUGAGCACCAGCUGUUCUCCCAGGGGCUGAAAGAGCUGCAGAACUGGGUGGCCGACACCAGCCACAUGCUGCAGACCUACCGCACUCCCACAGCAGACAAAAAUGUCCUGGACAGCAGGAUGAUCAAGCUGGAGGCGUUGCUGACAGCACGUCAGGAGAAGGAGAUCCAGCUGAAGAUGCUGGUCACCAGGGGAGAGUCUGUCCAGAGGAACACAUCAGUAGAGGGUGUACCAGUAGUCUGCAAGAACAUCCAGGACCUCAAAGACUCCUGGGAUACCCUGCUUUCCGCCUCCAUCCAAUGCAAAAGCCAGUUGGAGGGAGCCCUUUCCCAGUGGACCAGCUACCAGGAGGACGUGUGUCAGUUUGUGGGCUGGGUGGAGCGUGUUGAGGAGAGCCUGGACCCAAGAGACAAACAAUGCUCCGAGAUGAGAGACAAAACUGCCAACCUGGGCAAAGCCAAGCUUCUCUAUGAGGAGGUUCUUAGCCACAGCAGUCUACUGGACACCAUCACCGUGAAGGGAGCCAACAUGGCGGAACACUACGUCACACAGCUAGAGCUCCAGGACCUGCAGGAACGAUACCACACCGUCAAGGACAACACCAAGACUGCGGUGGGGAAGGCAGAAGAGCUGGUGCAGGCCCACCAGGAGUACGAGAGAGGCCUAAAUGUGUUUGAGGCGUGGCUGGAGCAGGAGCAGGAGAAACUGGGCUGCUACACACAGCUAGAGGGGGAUGUGGACACUCUGGAGGAGACGCUUCAGAAACUACAGGAGCUGCAGGUCCAGUGCACGGAGGGCGAGGCCCUACUCAACACCCUGCUGGACAGUAGAGACCAGGUUGUGCCCUGGGGUGUCCCCCAAAUCGAGGACCGGGUCCUGGAGACCUUGCAGCAGAACUGGAAUCUGUACCAGGGUAAGUUGGGAGACACCAGGACCCAGCUCAACAGUACCCUGGCCAAGCUCCGCCAGAUGGAGCAAAAGUUUCAGGGUCUGGACAGCUGGCUGAAUAGCAUGGAGAGCAAAAGUCAACUGAGGAGUCAUCGCCGGUCGGACCGUGCCACCAAGGACACUCAACUCCAACUGAUAAAGAGUUGGCAGGAGGAGGUGCUAGUGUACCAGGAAGAGGUGGAGGGUCUGAGUGUUCUAGCCCAGCAGGUCAUAGAUGAGACCCACAUCAGCAGCCGGGUCAGCACCAGAGCUACCCAACUCACCACCCGCUACCACGCCCUGCUACUGCACCUACUGGAGAGCAUCAAGCAACUACAGGUGGAGGUGUGUUGCAUCGAGGAGGCCCAGAAUGUGUUCAGGACCUUCUCUGAUUGGCUGAGCUCGGCCAAGAACAACUUCAGCACCAUGGCUAUCAGCAUCAGUGUAGUAGACCGUCUUACCAUGGAGAGGAAGAUGAAGACACUGGAGGCUCUUCAGGGUGACAUGGAGCAGGGCCACAGCUUCCUGAAGACGAUGCGUGAGAAGACAGAGCGGGCCGUGGCCUUCCUGGAGGAACCAGAAGCUGAGCAGCUGAGGGAGGAGGUGGAUGCUCAUAGAUCCCAGCUAGAGGGCCUGAUGGCUGGGCUUCGCACGGAGCACAGCUCCCUGGAGAAAUGCAUCUCCCUCUCCAAAGACUUCCUGGACAAGUACAAGGCCCAGGCACAGUGGCUCGCUGAGACCAAGGCUUUGUUAAGCUCACCCAUCGAGCUGAAAGCUGAGCUCUACCAGAAGAAGGCCCAGUUAGCCAAAUAUAAGACAAUCGAGCAGACAGUGCAGUCCCACGAGUCAGCGGUGAGGUCAGUGGUUGAGAAAGGAGAGGUUCUGCUGGAUAUGGUCUGUGACCCAACCAUCAGAGACAACAUGAACAGGUUGCAGACUGACUACCAGGAACUCUGCACUGCAGCCAAGAGCCAGGUCCAGAGUCUGGUGGAGUGGGUGAAGGAGCAUGAGGGCUACAACAAUGAGCUCCAGGAGGUGGAGAAGGGGCUCCUACAGAUGUCCAGUAGGCUGGUCACCUCAGACUCCAUGCAGACAUGUAGUAUGGAGACGGCCACACAACAACUGGCCCGCCACAAGGCAAUCAUGGAGGAAAUAGCUAGUUUUGAGGAACGCCUGACCAGUCUGAAGGAGAAAGGAGAAGACUUGGUGUCCAGCUGUACAACAGACCAGAUGCAGGCUAAGACCAGCCAGCAGGUCAAGGCUCACCAUCAGGGCACCAGAGACAGCUACUCAGCCAUCUGCAGCAGCGCACAGUGUGUUUACCAGAGUCUGGACAGAGAACUGCAGAAGCAUGUCAGUCACCAGGACACUCUGCAGCAGUGCCAGACCUGGCUCUCCACCGUCAAUGAGGAGCUACUGCUGCACUGUCAACCUCCCUUUGGCAUGCAGGAGGCCCUCAAACAGGUGAAGCACUACAGGGCUCUACAGGAGCAGGCCAGUACGUACCUGGACCUGGUGUGUUCUGUGUGUGACUUGUCUGAUGAUGCUGUGAGAGCCACCGCUGCGGAAGUCCAGCAGGUCAAACACACGAUGGAGGAGAGGAUGUUGAGCUCCCAGGAGCUAUGUGAGGGCUGGAGGGAGAUAAAGGAGCAGAAGCAGGAGCUAUCUGAUCAGUUCCAGGACAUGGAGCAGCAGCUUCUCAGCCUCUCCAGAAGACCAGCGGAGCUCGAGACCAAGAUCGCCCUCAACAUGCUCACCCAGGCCAAGGAGUUUAGCCAACAGCUGCAGAGUAAACAAGCCACCCUAUCCAGGAUGACAGAGAGUGUGAGUCGUCUGACUGCGGGCCAGGACAGCCCGGAACAUGGAGAGAUAGGGCGUCUGAGCCAUGCCUGGCUGGGGCUGUUUCACCAAGCUAACAGGCUGAAGGGCCAGAGACAGGAGGACCUGCAGAGGAUCCAGGAGUACCACAACUGCAUCACAGCCAUGGAAGCACUUUUUGAGCAAAUGUCUAAGGCGUGGGAUAACCUGGCCAGGACUGAUGCUGAAAGUUCAUCUGAGCACUUGGAGGCACUGAAGAAACUUGCCGUAGCUCUCGGAGACCAGAAGGGAACUCUGGAGGACCUGAAGGACCAGAGGCAGAAAGUCACCCACCACCUGAACCUGGAUGACAAGGAGCUGGUGAAGGAACAGAUCAGCCAUUUUGAGCAGCGCUGGGUUCAGCUGCAGAGCCUCAUCAGCAGGAAGAUACAGGACUCAGUGCUGACCCUGGAGGACAUGGCCAAGGUGGAGGCCCGUCUAAGGGAGGCCAGGGAGUGGGCCGAAGAGCAGCAGCCAGGCCUUUCUGAAGCCAUGAAGAUGAGUCCUCCUCCAGAGUUGGCCCAAAGCUUCCUCUUCGACCACCUCAGCAUUUGCAGCGAACUGGAGGCCAAGCAGCUGCUUCUGGCCCAGGCCAUGAGUGAUGCUGACCGUGUCCUGGCUCACCUGGGGCUCAACGAGUGCCAGCGCCUGCAGCAGCUCAUCUCAGACACUCAGGCCGAGGUGGAGUCACUCAGCGUGAAGGUGGCUCAACGCAGGAAGCACCUCAGCAAGGCCUUCACUGAGAGGACCCAGUUCCUGCAGGCUGUCAACCAGUCCAUCACCUGGGUCCAGCAGAAUGAGAAGAAGGCCCAGGCGGAGGAGUACAUUGCACUGCUACCUGACGACCUGGCCAAGCAGGUUAAGGCCUGCAGGAACAUCCAGAGCAGCCUCAAGGCCUACCAGAGCGAGCUGACCUCCCUGUGGUCUCAGGGCAGAGACCUGAUGAAGGACGCCACGCAGGACGAGAAGGUGGAGCUGCUCACCAAGCUGCAGGAGCUGCAGAACAUCUUUGAAAAAGCCCUGCAGAAAUGUGUCCAGAGGCUCCAAGAACUGGACAAGGUGCUUGUCUCCAGGAAGUACUUCAAGGCAGACCUGGAGAAGACGUGUCAGUGGCUGAAACAAGCAGACAUUGUGACCUUCCCUGAGAUCAACCUCAUGAAUGGUGACUUGGAGCUGAACGUGCAGCUGCUGAAGUACCGGCAGAUAGUAGAGCAGGCGAUGGAAUAUGAAAACCUCUUACUGAUCGUCCAGAGAACUGGUCAGGAGAUCCUGCCCACUCUGAAUGAAGUGGACCACUGUUACUUGGAUGAGAAACUCAAUGCCCUGCCACAGAAAUACAACAGCAUACUGGCUCUGGCCAAAGAGAAACAGGAGAAGAUCGAGCAGGCCAUCCUAGCCAGAAAGGAGUACGCCUCCUUCAUAGACGUGACUCAUAAAGCAUUGAAAGAGCUUGAGGAGCAGUUCCAUAACUUAGGGUUGCAGCCUGUUGGUCUGCAGACAGAGGAGGUUGUGAAUUUACUGAGUGACUACAAAGCUCUUCAGGUAGAUCUGGGCAACCUUGGUCUGGCUGUCAGUGAACUGAACCAGAAGAAAGAAGCCUUCCGCAGCACCGGUCAACCCUGGAGACCUGAAGAGUUGACCCAGCUGGUGAGUCUUUACAAUGGGCUCAAGAGGCUCAUCGAACAGCGGGUGGAGCAUCUCGACGACACACUGGAGUCCUUCGAGGACCACAAGGCCAUGGCCAUGCAGGUGGACUCUGAGCUAAAGGCUACCAAAGAAGAACUAGUCAAGGUCAAUGCAGAGACCCAGUCGGCGGAGGAGAGGCUGAAGAAUUACCAUGCCCUGGCCGGGAGUCUUCAGAGCGCCAGCUCUCACCUGUCCAGACUCAUGGAGCAGAUGGAUAACUUGGCUCCUCAGCUGGACAAGGCUGCCCAUGACACUUCCAGGGAACAGGUGGUCCUUUGGCAGGAGGAGCUGCAGUCCCUACAGUCUGCCGUGGGGGAGCUGAUAGUGGAGUGUGAGAAUAGGUUUGUCCAGAGUAAAGACUUUGAGACGGAGGUGAAGAGAACACUGGACUGGCUGCAGCAUAUCAGGGAUGAGCUGGGCUGUGCUGUGGUAGUGGUGGACGUGAGGGUAGAAAAGGUCCAGGAAGAGAUCAGGAAACAGCAGAUAAUGCAGGAUGAGGUUCAGUCCAGGCUGAGGAUCGUGGAGGCCCUGAGCAGUAGGGAGAAACAGAAGUACACCAGCGCCAACGAACUGGUCCCAGCCCACGUUGAACUCAGCCUGGAGGAGAUGGCCAAGCUACAGGCUGAUGUACAGCAAGCAAUGAGUUCCAAACAGAUCACCCUGGAGCAGGCCUUGGCGUUGUGUCAGAAGUACCACUUCCGGAUGCAGUCUGCGUGUGAGUGGCUGGAGGACGCUGUGGCCUUCCUACAACUAGCCAGCCUGGGGGUGGACGUAGAGAACUACGAAGAGUGUCUCCGCCAGCAGGAGGACAUCCUGGCCUCAGAGCAGAAGUUCCUAGACCACCUGCAGGAGUUGGAGGCUCUGCCCCCCCAGCUGGAGAACCUGGUGAACCCCACAGCCAAGGAACAGCUCAGACUGAAUGUGGAGUCUGCUCAGCAGAGAGGAGUGGAGGUCCGGGAUCAGCUGCAGAAUCACCAGGACGUCCUGAUCAGCUGUGUGGCCAAGUGGAAGUCUUACCAGGAGACGAGGCAGACGGUGAUUGAACUGAUGAACGAGGCAGAGCAGAAGCUUACUGAGUUUUCCACCGCAAAGGCUGCCACCUUUCUGGAGGCGGAGGAGAAACUCAGGAGUCACAGGUCCCUGGUAUUGGUGGUGAAUGGGUUCCAGGAGAAGCUGACAGGGCUGGAGGAGCAGGCAUCACAGCUGGAGCUGGUGGGUAGUGAGGCCAGCAAGGCCACCAUCAGCCGUUCCAUGACCACGGUGUGGCAGCGCUGGACCCGGCUUCGCAGCGUGGCACGAGGGCAGGAGAGGGUACUGGAGGACACGGCCCAGGAGUGGAGGACCUUCAGAGAGAAGAUGGUGAAGCUGAGGAGCAUGGUGGAGGAUCUACAGAGCCGUAUUAUUGACUGUGUUGUGGAGAAGGCCUCCAAGGCAACCCUACAGUCUGUGUUGGACCAGCAUGAGCUGCUAAUCCAGGAUGUAGAGAGAGAGCUGUCCUCCCUCACCCUGCUGCGUCAGUAUGCCCUCAGCCUGCUCCAUGAUGUGGAGGUCCCUUCACCAACGCCCACCUCUGCACAGGACGAACUACCCAGUCUCAAGGAGAUCAGAGCAGUACAAGACCACCUGGAAAGUCUGCUGCAGCAGGCGCAGACCAAGCGCACCCAGGCUGGGGUGGAGCUGAGGGACAGAGAGGGGGUAGAGAAGAACCUGAGUGUGGUCAAAGCCUGGAUCCAGGAGACCAGGGAGCUGCUCCCCAACCCAACGUCAGAUAUAGAUGCUCUGCUGCAGGAGCUGGAGGUGGUUCACGGUGAUGUGAUUGGCUACCGUCAGCAUGUGGAUAAGAUAGCAGAGCAGCAGCAGAGCAAGUAUCUGGACCUGUACACCAUCCUGCCCUCAGAGAUCUCCAUGCAGCUGGCUGAGGUGUCCCUCGCACUGGGGGCCAUCCAGGACCAGGUUCUGUCCAAAGAGAAAGAGAUCCAGAAGACAAGAGACAUCAAGGAGGACAUCAGUUCCAGGAUUCAUGACGUGUCGGAGAAGAUGAAAGCCAUCUCCACCAGUCUCAAUGACAAAGCCAGCGAUGUCCAUCACGCUAAAGACGAGACCAAGUGUCUUUGUGAUGAUCUGGAGAGCUGUCAUCGGACUCUGUCAGAGCUGGAUGCUGCGGUCCAGGAGUUCGGCAGACGGAACCCCAUCUUGGCCAAACAGCUGAGUGAUGCCAUCGUCAAGUUAGGAGACAUCCACCACCACACUGCCAGACUGGCCGAGUGUAGAUCCAUCUGGCUCAAAAAGGCAGGGACCCAUCUAGAGGAGUACAAUGAGAUGCUGGACUUCAUAGUGAGGUGGUCGGAGAAAGCCAAGGGCCUGGUGAGGGCCAACAUCAUCUGGAACUCCUCCUCUCAUCUGCAGGAACAGAUAAGGAUGGACGAGUCCGUGCUGCGUGAAUCUCGAGAGCUCCAUGGGGACCUGCAGGCCAUGGGAGAGAAGGUGGAUCUGCUGUCUGAGGUGCUGCAGACGGAGAACAUGUCCCAGCAGGUGUGUGAGCUGAGCCGCCACACCGAGGAGCUCCAGCAGACCAUCAGGACACGGCUGCAGAGCCUUCAGGACGCAGCCAAGAGUAUGGAGCCUCUGGAGUAUGAGGUGAAGACCCUACAAGUGGCUCUGGAACAGGUCCAAGCUACACUGACCUCUCCUGAUCUUGUCCGACAGAGUCUCAAAGAACAACUGGCCCAGAAACAGCGUCUGCUGUCAGAGAUGGAGGGCUUCAAGCUGCAGGUGCAGGCGGUGCAGCUGUGUCAGAGCGCCCUGCGCGUCCCAGAGGAGGUGAUGCCUGGCCUGGCUAUCUGUCACACAGCACUGGGCCUACAGCAGGAGGCCAGCCAGCUACAGCAUGUCGCAAUACAGCAGUGCAACAUUCUACAGGAGGCUGUUGUGCAGUAUGAGCAGUAUGAGCAGGAGGCGAAGCACUUCCAGGGGCUGAUAGAGGAUGCCCACAGGGUCAUCCAGGACCGACCCAUUCCCACCAGCACUAUCCAGGAACUGCAGGCUCAGAUCCUACACCAUGAGGAGCUGGCCCAGAAAAUCAAGGGUUACCAGGAGGAGAUAGCCAGUCUGAAUUCGAAGUGUAAGAUGCUGACUGUGAAGGCCAAACAUGACACCAUGCUACUCACUGUGAGUGACACGGAGCGGGUGGGGCUUGCUGUGGAGGACCUGGAUGGAGACAUAGACAAACCAUCUGUUCUUAUGAUGACGGCUGGCCGCUGUCACACCCUUCUGUCCCCGGUCACCGAGGAGUCUGGGGAGGAGGGUACCAGCAGUGAGAUCUCCUCUCCUGUCUGUCGCUCCCCUUCUCCCAGCACUCACACACAGAUGGGACGAGACACCCUCCCCAGAGCUCCCGUACAGGAGCUAAAUGACCCGAUGUUUGAAUCUGAGGCUAAUCUAGAUGACCUUCAGCGCUCGUGGGAGACCCUGGAGAAUGUGAUCAGUGAGAAGCAGAGGUCUCUGUAUGAGGCGCUGGAGAAGAAGCAGUGCAACCAGGGUUCUCUUCAGUCUAUCUCCUCUAAGAUGGAGGCCAUCGAGGCCAAACUCAACAAGCCACUGGAGGCUGACCGGAGCACAGAUAGUCAUAUGGAAGCCCAUCAGGCCGUGGUGGAGGAGGUUCAGAGGCUGCAGGAGGAGAUAGACAAGCUGCAGACCAGCUUCUCAGACCAGCUUGGUUCUGAUGCUGUGGACGACACGGCCCACCAGCUGGCCAUGCAGUCCACCCUCACUGUCCUGUCUGAGAGGAUGGCCACCAUACAGAUGAAGGCCUCAGGAGAACGACAGCUACCGGAGGAGCGUGUCAGUGACCGUCUAGAGGAGCAGCAUCAGGAGCAUGUCAGUGACCAUCUAGAGGAGCAGCAUCAGGAGCAGACCUUACGACGUUACCUCAACCAAGCUGACCAGAUGGACCAAUGGCUGCUCAGCACCCGCGAAGCCCUCCGUCCCAGUGCUGAGGAGGAGCAACUCAUAGACGGCCAGAACAUGCUGCAGGAGAUAGAGCAGAAGGUGGUGGCCCUUUCGGAGCUGACCAUGCGCAGCGAGAGCCUGCUUCUGGAGGGAAGGCAGGAGACGCGGAUGGACAUGAGGGAGGACACAGAGCAGCUGGCCAGGAAGCUGCGGACGCUGAAGGGAAAUCUACUGGAGCUGCAGAGGAUGCUGCAGGACAAACACAUCAACAUCCAGGACCAGGAGGAGAGUGAGUCUGACUCCACUCUGUCUCAGGGGCCCAUCGUGCAGGACUGCCUGGUCCAGGCCCACAUCACACUCUCACAACACCACCAGGACAGCCUCCAGAGACAGAGGGAGCUGGAGGAGCAGCUAGCUGAACAGAAGAAGCUGUUACAGUCUGUAGCCAGUAGAGGAGAGGAGAUCCUGAUAAAGCAGGCCUCACCUAGCAGUGUCAGUAUGACGGAGCCCUGCUCUCCGGAGAUACUGCUGGAGCGAGAGACCCGGGCUGCCCAGUACCAGAUGAGACAGAGGUGGGAGAGCCUGAGGAAAGAACUGAGCACCAAGCUCCAGCUCCUACAGAAAACCCUGGAACAAGACCACAAGCAACAAGUUUCCUCCAGAACUGCCGCUGGGACCCUGUUUAAAGCAGAGAUCUGUAAAACAGAGGACACAUCUUCACUGAAGAUGUUAUAUGAGGGUUUCAGCCAAACGAUGGAGGAGAUGUCUUGUCAAACUGGGGUCUCUGAGGGUAAGGUGAUCCCCAUGGAGCAGCAUCUCUACCAGGCUGUGUCAGCGACCUCCUCCUGGCUGGAUGAUGUAGAGAACACCCUGUUCUCUGGUCCUACGCUGCUGACGGAGAAUGCUGAGACACAGCUACAAAACCAGGAGGCCUUAGGGAGGGAUGUCAAUGAGGUGACUGGGGUGGUGAGCCACAGUCGGGGUCUCCUAGGCCAACCUACAGGGCUAUGUGCGGAGGACCAGGUCCUGUUAGAGGACACACUGGACUGUCUGACAGAGAGGCUGCAAACUCUGGACUCUGCCCUGGAGCGACACUGUGAACACAUGAGGACUAGGAUGCAGGAACUCACUGCCUACCAGACGGAGUCACAGCUUGUCCUUGCUGAUUUAACCGACACCAAGUGCCAGAUCCUUCAGACGUUGGCGGGAGCCACGGCCAGACCAGGAUCCAAACAGCUUGAGGUCAUAGCUGAGGCUGAGGAGGGUUUGAGAGAAUUUGAGCAGAGGAUCACCCAGCUGAAAACAAGAGGAACAGAACUACAGGCAGAACAGAUGUCCACCAACGAGAUGCUCAAGCUACAGGAUGCCUAUGAGGAGUUGGUGAUGACGGUGGGCUCGCGGCGUAGCAGCCUGAACCAUAACAUGGCUCUGAAGGGGCAAUAUGAGAGGGCUCUGCAGGACCUGGCUGACCUGGUGGACACUGCUCAAGACAAGAUGGCCGGCGACCAGAGGGUCAUCGCCAGCUCUGUGGAGGAAGUUCAGAUUUUCCUUGACAAACACAAGGAGUUCUUCCAGAGUCUGGAGUCCCACAUGAUCCUGACGGAGACGUUCUUCAGGAAGAUCAGUGGCCUGGUGGUUCCCAGAGAGAAGCAGGCUCUGGAGGAGAUACUGACCCUGGCCCAGGGAGUCCUCAAACAGGCCCACAGGAGAGGGGUGGCACUGGAGUACAUACUGGAGACUUGGAGCCGUCUGGUGCCGGACUUCCAGGCUCUGUGUAUGCAGUUGGAGGCAGUGGAGGGUAGCAUCCCCACAGUGGGCCUGGUGGAGGAGACAGAGGAGAGCCUCACUGAGAGGAGUUCACUCUAUCAGAAUCUGAAGGGCAGACUGAUGGAGCACCAGCACAAGCUGAGCCAGGUGCUGGAGGAGGGGAAGAGGCUGCAGCUAUCUGUGUGCUGUCCUGGCCUGGACACAAAGCUCACAGUGCUAGGGGAACACUGGCUCAGCAACACUACCAAGGUCAACAAGGAGCUGCAGAGACUAGAGGCCAUCCUCAAACAUUGGACCAGGUAUCAGAAGGAGUCAUCAGAGUUGAUUGGCUGGCUGCAGUCUGCUCUAGAACGUCUGGACUUCUGGAACAAUCAGGCAGUCGUAGUUCCACAGGAGAUGGAGACCCGCAGGGACCAUCUCUCUACCUUCCUGGACUUCUGUAAAGAGGUGGAGUCGCGUUCAUCUCUGAAGAAUUCUGUGCUGACUGAGGGCAACCAGCUUCUGAGGCUGAAGAGGGUUGGAACUGCAGCCCUGCGGUCUGACCUGGCCCGCAUAGACUCAGAGUGGACCCAACUACUCACACUCAUCCCAGGGGUGCAGGAGAAGCUACACCAGUUACAAAUGGAGAAGUUGGCCUCUAGGCAUGCCAUCUCUGAGCUGGUCAACUGGAUAUCUCUGAUGGAGAAUGUGAUUGGAGAGGACGAAGAGAACCUGAAAGGAGCAGUGGGGUCGACUGUCAUCCAGGACUAUCUACAGAAAUACAAGGGCUUCAGAGUUGAUGUGCGCUGUAAGCAGCUGACGGUGUAUUUUGUGAACCAGUCUGUGCUCCAGAUCAGUGAUCAGGAUGUGGAGAGCAGACGCAGUGACCAGACAGACUUUGCCGAGAAGCUGGGAGUAAUGAACCGACGCUGGCAGUUACUACAGGGACUCAUCACGGAGAGGGUCCAGUUCCUGGAGACUCUGCUGGAGGCCUGGUUGAACUAUGAGAACAACAUACAGGGCCUGAAGACCUGGCUGCUCACGCAGGAGGGGAGGCUGAAGAGGAAACCCAGGAUAGAGGACCUAACCUCCGUACAGAACGCUCUCAAUGACUGCCAGGAGAUGGAGGAGAAGGUGAAGGAGAAGGAGGGUGAGGUGGAGCGGGUGGAGGAGCAGGCCUGUGCCCUCAUCCAGAACAAAACCGACGAGGCCUGCGCUGUCGUCAUGGAGACGCUCCAAGCUGUCAAUCACACCUGGGCUAACCUGGACCACCUGAUCGGCCAGCUGAAGAUCAGCCUCAUGUCAGUGCUGGACCAGUGGAGUCUGUACAAGUUGUCCUCAGAGGAGAUGAAUGGCUACCUGAUGGAGGGGAGGUACUCUGUGUCCCGUUUCCGCCUCCUCACCGGCUCCCUGGAGGCUGUACAGCUACAGGUGGAGAGUCUCCAGAGCCUACAGGAGGAACUGGAGAAGCAGGAGGGCAGUCUGAGGAAGUUUGGCUCUGUGACACACCAGCUGCUGAAUGAGUGCCACCCGUCUGUGUCCGACUCCCUCAACAAUACCCUGAAGGAUGUCAACGCUAGGUGGAGCAGUCUCCUGGAAGAGAUCUCAGAGCGUCUGAAGAGCAGCAAAGCCCUGCUACAGCUGUGGCAGCACUACAAGGAGCUGUAUGGAAAGAGUAGCUCCAGUGUCCAGCUACAAGAGGAGCAGGCUGACCGACUCCUGGAGACCGCCUGCACCAAGGACAUCACAGACGAGGAGGUAUCCACCUGGAUCCAAGACUGCAGCGAGUUGCUUCGUGCCCAGGCUCCAGUGAAGGCAUCUCUACAGGUUAUUCAGGAGCUAGGAGAUCAGCUGAAGCAACAGGUGGACACCUCCACAGCAUCCGCCGUCCAGUCAGACCACCUUUCUCUGACCCAGCGCCUGGCCACUGUGGAGCAGGCCCUCAGCAGACAGCUCGCUACACUACAGACGGGAGUCCAGGACUAUGAGACCUUCAGUGAGCAGCUGGGUUCCUUAGGUCGCUGGAUGGUGGAGGGAGAAGAGGCUCUGAAGAUCCAGGAUCCCAACCGUUCUUCUGACCUGUCCAUCAUACAGGACCGAAUGGAGGAACUCAAGAGACAGAUCUUGAGAUUCAGUAGCAUGGCUCAUGACCUGGAGCGUCUCAACGAGCUGGGCUACAGGCUUCCUCUCAACGACAUUGAGAUCAAACGCAUGCAGAACCUUAACCGUAGCUGGUCUGCAGCCAACGCCCAAACCACUGAGAGGUUCAGCAAACUGCAGUCAUUCCUGCUGCAGCAGCAGACGUUCCUGGAGAAGUGUGAGACGUGGAUGGAGUUCCUGGUACAGACAGAGGAGAAACUGGCCGUGGAGAUCUCUGGGAACUACCAGAGUCUGAUGGAGCAGCAGAGAGCGCACAAACUAUUUCAGGCUGAGAUGUUCAGCCGUCAGCAGAUCCUCUACUCUAUAAUCAGUGAUGGCCAGAGGAUGCUGGCGCAGGGACAGGUGGAUGACAGGGAUGAAUUCAACCGGAAGUUGUUGCUGUUGAGUAACCAGUGGCAGGGCGUUGUGCGUCGCGCCCAGCAAAGGCAGGGUAUCAUCGACAGCCUGAUCCGCCAGUGGCAACGUUACAGGGAUAUGUCAGAAAAGCUGAGGAAAUGGCUAGUGGAGAUCUCACACCCCGCUGAGGCCCUACUGGCUGGGGCGCCCGUACCCCUGCAGCAGGCCAGAUCCAUGCUGGAUGCAGUUCAGAUAAAGGAGAAGGUCCUACAGCGACAGCAGGGCUCUUACAUCCUGACAGUAGAAGCUGGGAAACAGCUGCUUCUAUCUGCAGACAGCAGGGCAGAGGUGUCUCUGCAGGGAGAGCUCACAGACAUCCAGGAACGCUGGAGACACGCCACCAUCUGCCUGGAGGAACAGAGGCGUGAGCUGGACAAGCUGGACAAGGACUGGGAGACAUGUGAGAGAGGCAUCGAGGGUUCUCUGGAGAAGCUGAGGGAGUUCAAACAGCAGUUCUCUCAGUCCCUCCCUGAUCACCACGAGGACUUGCAAGUGGAACAGAUGCGAUGCAAGGACUUGGAGAAGACGUUUGACGGCUGGACAGAAGACCUAGCCCACCUGACGGUGCUGAGGGAGUCCCUGUCCUGCUACAUCAGUGCUGAGGACCUGUCUGUUCUACAGGAACGCAUGGAGCUUCUGCACCGCCAGUGGGAGGAGAUCUGUCACCAGCUAUCCCUGCGGCAGCAGCAGGUGGGUGAGAAGCUGAGUGAGUGGGCUGUGUUUAAGGAGAAGAACAGGGAGCUCUGUGAUUGGCUUACCCAAAUGGAGAGCAAGGUCUCUCAGAAUGGAGACGUCAGAAUCGAGGAGAUGAUCGAGAAGCUACGCAAGGACUACUAUGAGGAGAUAGCGGUGGCUCAGGAGAACAAGCAGCAGCUGUACCAACUGGGGGAGAGACUGGCCAAGGCCAGCCAUGAGACCAAGGCAUCUGAGAUAGAACACAAACUCAGCAUGGUGGGCGAGCGCUGGCAACACCUGCUGGACCUCAUCGGAGCCAGGUUGAAGAAGCUGAGGGAGACUCUGGUGGCAGUGCAGCAACUGGAUAAGAACAUGAUUAGUCUGCGGUCCUGGCUGACCCACAUAGAGACUGAGCUGUCCAGACCCAUCCUAUACGACACCUGUGACUCCCAGGAGAUACAGCGGAAGCUGGACCUGCAGCAGGAGCUUCAGCGUGACAUAGAGAAGCACAGCACCAGUGUGGCGUCUGCGUUGAACCUGUGUGAGGUGUUGUUACACGACGGUGACGUCUGUGCCACGGACACAGAGUGUGAUUCCAUCCAGCAGACCACCAGGAACCUGGACCGACGUUGGAGGAGAAUCUGUGCCCUGUCCAUGGAGAGGAGGCUCAAGAUUGAAGAGACAUGGCGUUUAUGGCAGAAGAUCAAAGAAGACUUUAUGCGCUUUGAGGAGUGGCUAGUGACCUCAGAGAAGACCGCUGCUCUACCCAACUCUUCAGGAGUACUGUACACAGUGGCCAAGGAAGAACUCAAGAAGUUUGAGGCAUUUCAGUGUCAGUCCCACGAGAGCCUGACCCAGCUGGAGACGAUCAAUAAACAGUACCGCCGUCUUGCCAGGGAGAACCGCACAGACUCCUCCUGUCGCCUCCGGGAAAUGUCCCACGACGGGAACCAGCGCUGGGAUAACCUGCAGAAGAGGGUGGCCUCCAUCCUCCGCAGGCUCAAGCACUUUGUCAGUCAGCGUGAGGAGUUUGAGACGGCCAGAGACAGCGUCGUGGUGUGGCUCACCGAGAUGGACCUGCAGCUCACCAACAUAGAACACUUCUCAGAGUGUGACAUCCGAGCCAAGAUCAAACAGCUACGGGCGUUCCAGCAGGAGAUUUCUCUGACCACGGGGAAGGUCGAGCACAUCUUCCACCAGGGAGAGGUGCUGCUGCAGAAGAGUGAGCCUCUGGACGCUGCUGUUAUAGAGGAGGAGCUGGAGGAGCUGCGGAGAUACAACCAGGAGGUGUUUGGGCGCGUGGAGCGUUACUAUAAGAAGCUGAUCCGACUACCGCUGACAGGAGAAGAGUACGAUGUGUCAUUCUCGGACAAGGAGAUUGAUCUGGGUGAACCUGGGGACUUGUCCAGCAUUCCCUGGAGUGAACGUCUUGGAGACUGCCUGAGCUCCCCUCUGCCCUCCCUGACUGCCCCCCUCCGUACUGGGGCUGAGCGCUCGGGCAUGGGCAGCCCAGCCAGCAUGGACUCCAUCCCCCUGGAGUGGGACCAUGACUACGACCUGAGAAAGAGGCUGGAGAGUGCCAGCGGGGCUCUCGGCCUGGCCUCUGAGCACGAGGAGCACGGAGAGGAGGGGAGCUACCAGGGAUCAGCUUCUGCUUCCGCUCUGUCAGGAGAGGGAGGUACCCUGGACAGCCACAUCCUUCAGUUGGACAGGGUUCUGGACACCAGCCAGUUACACCUGCAACAGACAGAGAACGUCAUCCGUAGCAGAACCCCCACCGGGCCAGAGCUGGAUGCAUCAUACAUGGGAUAUAUGCGUCUACUGGGAGAGUGUCGUAGCAGUAUAGACACGGUGAAGAGGGUUGGCUACGAACUGAAGGGGGAGGGGGACAAGGCCUCAGGACUUGCUGACCCCAUUGAUGAUGAUUCACAAACAACAGGUGUGAUACAGCGCUGGGAGUUGCUGCAGGCCCAGGCCCUCAGUAAAGAGAUGCGUCUGAAGCAGAACCUUCAGCAGUGGCAGCAGUUCAACUCUGACCUCAACGCUGUGUGGGCGUGGCUGGAGCAGGCAGGGGAGGAGCUAGAGCAGCAACGGAGGCUGGACCUCAGCACCGACAUCCAGACCAUCGAGCUGCGCAUCAAAAAACUGAAGGAGCUGCAGAAGGCUGUUGACAAGCGUAAGGCCACAGUGCUGUCCAUCAACCUGUGCAGUGCAGAGUUUGUCCAGUCCGCCACAGAAGAGUCCCAGGACCUGCAGGCCAGGCUGAAAGAGAUGAACAACCGCUGGGACACAUUGGGCACCUCUCUGGGAGAGUGGAGGGCAGCGCUGCAAAAGGCCCUUAUGCAGUGUCACGACUUCCAUGAGAUGAGUCACGGCCUGCUACUGUGGCUGGAGAACAUUGACCGCAGGAGGAAUGAGAUUGUUCCCAUUGACCCCAUCCAGGACAGCAACACCCUCCAUGAGCACCACAAAACACUCCUGAAAAUCCGCUGUGAGCUGCUAGACACCCAGAGGAAGGUGUUGUCCCUGCAGGACAUGUCCCUGCAGCUGCUGGUCAACAGCGAGGGCAGUGACUGUCUGGAGGCCAAGGAGAAGGUUCACGUCAUCGGGAACCGCCUCAAACUGCUCUUCAAGGAGGUGACCAGAGACCUCAAAGAGCUGGAGAAGAUUCUGGACAUGAACAGCAGCCAACAGGAUCUGUCUACGUGGUCGUCAGCUGAUGAGCUAGACUCCACCUCUGGUUCCAUCAGCCCGGUGUCGGCCAGGAGCACGCCACGUCGCCGUCCAUCGCAACGGGGCAAAUGUAGUAUGUCACAGCAGACCUCUGGACCCUCUGUGAGCAGUCCACACAGAUCACACAGGUCUCCCGUCGCUGGGUCCGCUUCCUCCCCUUCUGAGGCAGAGGGGAAAUCAUCACCGUCAUCGUCCCGUUUCCUGUACCGCGUCCUACGGGUGGUGGUGCCCCUCCAGUUGCUGUUCCUCUUGCUGCUGGUGGGCAUGGUCUGCCUGGUGCCAGUGUGUGAGAGGGAUUUCGACUGCAGCCAGUCCAAUAACUUUGCCCGUUCCUUCCACCCGAUGCUACAAUACACCAACGGGCCCCCUCCUGUAUAGUCUUUCAUGACAGACCAAACAUUUGGUUCUGGGUGCCGAGCGAGAUUACAGCCUGGCCCUGGUAUGGAGACGAACCGGAGGAGGAUAGUUGGGCUUUUUGAACUUCAUGACUGUUGUAGAUUUCAACUCUAUGGGUCUCUCUCUUCUCAUUUGCAGCUUCCAUGAAGAAUAGAGAUAUGGCUUUCCGUCAUUCUGCACCUUGUGUUGCCGUGCAUAAGCAAGCAUCAUAGGAUGCCAAAACCUUAGUUAGAUCUUCUUUGUUCUGUAUGGAUGAAGUACAGCAGCACUCUUAACUUGUCUUUUCACUCGUGUCUUCUUUUAGUUUUCUGUUGUGUUGUAUGUAUAGAUGAAGAAGUGUCUUAGGGGCAGCAAAUGUAAGAACCAAAAAUGUUUCUGACGGCAGUCAGUGGAUAUUCCCUGGAUACCUGUUAAGGUACAUGCCAUGUGUUGCCAUUUGUCCUCUAGUUCAAUGCAGAGCAUAUACUCUGUGAAUGUGCCUGUAGUAACAAUUGAACACUUGUGAAAUAACAUUUUAAGAUGACGUAUAUUGCAAUAAUUUUUUUUUUACAUGUGUUUUGGCAUGCGGUUAUGAUCCUUGCUUAUGGGUGUGUCCGUGAUGAAUAUUUGAUUUUUAAUCUGAAUUAUACCUGGGCGUAAGAAUCUAUUUAUUCUGAAUUGUGUAUUGAAUGUGUAUGUAAAAUAAAGGCCGUAAUGAAGAGUUAUUUGCUAUAAACUGUUUAAAAGCAUAAGAAACAUUGAAAAUAAUGUACUGAACACUCGUUUUUAUUUUUCUAGCUGAAAAUAUGGAUUCUACAAACAAACUAUUAAUCAACAGUAUAACGAAUUAUAAAACUGUAUAUUUUCUAUGGCUCUGUGUGUUUAGUAUUAAAUGUACAACAGUCCAGGAUUACUUAACAUAUUCUGUACAUAAUAUAAAUGUAUAUCAAUAAUCUAUAUCUGACCCUAAAUUACAAAUAUUGAAUGCCAAAUUCUCA
Messenger RNA from Oncorhynchus masou masou (cherry salmon), 28529 nucleotides. Its product is annotated as nesprin-1-like. Gene Ontology annotation, biological process: cytoskeleton organization; nuclear migration; nucleus organization. Gene Ontology annotation, molecular function: kinesin binding. Bases 1189 to 27534 code for a protein of 8781 amino acids. Lineage: Eukaryota; Metazoa; Chordata; Actinopteri; Salmoniformes; Salmonidae. Gene Ontology annotation, cellular component: membrane; perinuclear region of cytoplasm; nuclear envelope. The transcript has 153 exons. The record is from RefSeq and is a predicted model, not a curated record.